AUGAAGGGAUCCAUCGUUGCAGCUGCGGCUGCCCUCAUCGGCAAUGCUGCUGCCAUUCGCAUGCGUCACGGCCACGCGCACGCGCACGAGCUGUUCGAGAAGCGUGACGAAGUCUGCACGACCUACCUCACGACCAUCACCGGUUCCAUGACCUGGUACCCGACUCCUGGUGCCAGCACCACAAACGUGGCUCCCACUCCUGCUGUUCCCACGAUCGUUGUGCCCAACAACUACACCAGCAAGGCUGUGCCGUCGCCGUCGUCGUCUGCCCCCGUGCAGCUGCCGUCGACCACCACCUCGGCAGCACCUGUCACGACCACGGUUGCCACCGUCCCGACCCCUGGUGUGGAGACGUGCGCGACUCCCGGCACCUACACGUUCCCGGCGACUACCGUUGUUGUGACCGAGACGACGACUGUCUGCGGUGCCACGACCGCGCCUGUGACUUCGGGCACCAACACCAUCGGUGGUGUGACCACUGUCGUUGAGACUGCGACCACUGUCGUCUGCCCGUACGCCACCACGUCGACGCAGCCCGGCGGUGUUGUCACUAGCAUCCUUACCUCGACGACCUAUGUCUGCCCUUCGGCUGGCACGUACACCAUUGCGCCGAUCACGACUGUGGUCACGACCGACACCGUUGUUGUCUGCCCCGCCGUUCAGACCUUCACCCCUGGCACCUACACCAAGCCUGCUGUGACGACAACUGUGGUUGAGACCGACGUUGUUGUCUACUGCCCGUUCGCUACGCCGAGCGCCAGCAGCUCCGUUGUUUCGACGACGCCUGUUGCUGUCCAGGCUACCACAACCGCUGUUGCCGUCCCGACGACGCCGGCCGCUGCUGUCCCGACUCUGGGCAUUGAGACUUGCGCGACUCCCGGCACCUACACCUUCCCGGCGACUACCGUUGUUGUGACCGAGACGACGACUGUCUGCGGUGCCACGACCGCGCCUGUGACUUCGGGCACCAACACCAUCGGUGGUGUGACCACUGUCGUUGAGACUGCGACCACUGUCGUCUGCCCGUACGCCACCACGUCGACGCAGCCCGGCGGUGUUGUCACUAGCAUCCUUACCUCAACGACCUAUGUCUGCCCUUCGGCUGGUACCUACACCAUUGCUCCGAUCACGACGGUUGUCACGACUGAUACUGUUGUUGUCUGCCCUGCUGUCCAGACCUUCACCCCCGGCACCUACACCAAGCCUGCUGUGACGACGACUGUGGUUGAGACCGACGUUGUUGUCUACUGCCCGUUCGCUACGCCGAGCGCCAGCAGCUCCGUUGUUUCGACGACGCCUGUUGCUGUCCAGGCUACCACAACCGCUGUUGCCGUCCCGACGACGCCGGCCGCUGCUGUCCCGACUCUGGACAUUGAGACUUGCGCUACCCCUGGCACCUACACGUUCCCGGCGACCACCGUUGUCGUGACUGAGACGACCACCGUGUGUGGUGCCCAGAUUACCUCUGUGACUUCGGGCACGAACACUAUUGGUGGUGUCACUACCGUUGUUGAGACCGCCACGACCUUUGUGUGCCCCAUCGCCACGACGUCGACUCAGCCGGGCGGUGUUGUCACUAGCAUCCUUACCUCGACGACCUAUGUUUGCCCUUCGGCUGGCACCUACACCAUUGCGCCGAUCACGACUGUGGUCACGACCGACACCGUUGUUGUCUGCCCCGCCGUUCAGACCUUCACCCCUGGCACCUACACCCGUCCGGCCGUGACGACGACCGUUGUCGAGACUGACGUCGUUGUCUACUGCCCCUUUGCCACGUCGAGCACCAGCACUGCUGUUGCCGUUCCCCAGGUUUCCACCACCGUCGUUGCUGUUCCCCAGGUUUCUACGACCGCUGUUGCUGUCCCUGUGAUUUCCGCCUCGGUCGCCAUCCAGUUUUCGUCGGCUAAGGCUUCGACCUCGUCGGCUGCCGCGACUGCUUCGUCCACCUCUGCGGCCACGCUUGGCGGCGGUUCGCAGUGGGCCAUCACCUACACGCCGUACACGACGACGGGUCAGUGCAAGAGCGCGUCGGAUGUUAUGACGGACAUUUCUGCUGUCAAGGACAAGGGUUUCACGACGGUGCGUGUGUACUCGACUGACUGCGACACUCUGCCGAGCGUCGGUGCUGCCUGCAAGGCCUACGGCCUGAAGAUGAUCAUUGGUGUGUUUAUCGGUGAGGUUGGCUGCGACAACGGCAACCCGGACGUCGCGUCGCAGAUCUCGGCCAUCAAGAGCUGGGGUAUGUGGGAUCUGGUUGAGCUUGUUGUGGUCGGUAACGAGGCCGGCAACGACGGCUUCUGCACGCCCGCCCAGCUGAAGUCGCUUAUUGUGGAGGUCAAGACGAUUGUGUCUGAUGCUGGCGCCAGCUGCCCGGUGACGACGACCGACACGGUCAACAUCUGGCAGGAUACUGAGUUCUCGUCGGUCAUCUGCCCCGUUGUGGACGUCGUUGCUUGCAACGCCCACGCUUACUUCAACGCGGGGACGAAGCCGUCUGAGGCCGGUACUUUCGUGCAGGGCCAGCUGGACAUUGUCAAGAAGAUCUGUGGUCUUGAGGGCUACGUUCUGGAGACGGGCUGGCCGUCGUCGUGCGUGGCCAACGGUUUGGCCACGUGCUCGUCUAACGACCAGGCCACGGCUAUUUCGUCGCUCAAGGAGGUUGUUGGCGGUUCCGUCGUCUUCUUCUCCUUCUCGGACGAUGAGUGGAAGGAGGGUGGCUCUUGCGGCUGUGAGCAGCACUGGGGCUGCGGUCAGCUGUUCUAA
Molecule: messenger RNA, 2763 nt
Organism: Grosmannia clavigera kw1407
Lineage: Eukaryota; Fungi; Ascomycota; Sordariomycetes; Ophiostomatales; Ophiostomataceae
Product: cell wall glucanase
Exons: 2
Coding region: 1-2763 (920 amino acids)
Biological process (GO): cell wall organization
Cellular component (GO): extracellular region; fungal-type cell wall; cell surface
Molecular function (GO): glucan endo-1,3-beta-D-glucosidase activity; 1,3-beta-glucanosyltransferase activity
Source: RefSeq, a predicted model, not a curated record